AAUGUUAAACGAAGCCACACUGGUAGCAACAAAGGUCGACACCUGGCUUUUAGGCGAAGGUGCUACCAGCUUACUCUACCGCUGGCAUUUUGCUAUGUGUAUUCGUGUCGUAAAAGAACAUGGCUUUGUGCUGCUGCCACUGGAGGUGGCGGUGGGGGAGCGGUGUAUAUACGACGGCUUCGACUUGGCGCACGGCCUGAAAUUCACUCAGAAGUGGGCGGCUGGUCCGCCGGUUCCUGGCACGGCGGAGGAAGGCGAGCGGGCGGAGGAAGCCGCCGGGGUCAAAAAGGGGCUCCUCGCCUGGCCCGGCGCCAAUCGAGGGCUCUCGGGCGGUUCCGGGCUCGGCAUCGCGGCUCCGCCUCGGGCCUGGAUUGGCGAGAGGCCUCGGCGGAGGCUCCUCCCCGCCGAGUUGGGGCCGAGCGAGGGAAGGGGCAAAGAGGAGACGUCGGCAAAAGGAACCGCGGCGGGAGACGGCGGAGGCCCCUGGAGCUCGCCCGCUCGGUUCGCCUCCUCGUUAGGAAAUGCCCUUCAAAGGAUUAUAUAAAACACUGCGAGUGCUGUGAUGUCUGAAACUGCGCAGAGGGGCUGCUUUCUGAAGGUGUCAAAGAUCCAGUUGGCCAUUGCAAGGGGUGAAACAAACUGAUGCAAGAGACCUGGCAGUGGACUGAGAUGGAUUGGCUGUGACAACCUGUGACUGGUGGAGGGGGGGGAGGGAGUGGGAAGAGUGAUGAUGAAAAGUUCCUGCCGAGCUGGCCUCCACCGGGAACUGCUGAAUUCUACAUCCUCCACCUUCUACCCAGUCAAACGAAUAUCUGGAAUGCACUUAAAGCCCUAUCUCAAGUUACAGAAGAAAGAGAGAUCUUUUGAAAUAAGCCUGGACUCUCCACGAAGCCCACCCAUGAGUGAACAGAGAUUGGCAAAAGAUGAAAAACCUAGGAAUCCGAAGCCAAACCUUUCACCCAACCCACCUCUUUGGAAACCACUGGGGAACCUCUCAACCAAUACACUCUAUAGUAGGAACAGCAACCAAAGCCAUGUGGAAGCACCCAGGGUCAAAGAGAAGAGAGCUACCCCGCCUGCCUCUAUCCAUCAGGGGGAAGAGGAAGAAGGAUUGCUGGAUAUCUGGGCGGUUGUAAAGCCUGGGAACACAAAAGAGAAAAUAGCCUUUUUUGCCGCCCAGCUAUGUAGUGACACCCGAGUAUUUUCCAUGAAGAACAAAAGCACCUGGGACAUAGAUGGGCGAGCAACCAAACGCCGGAAAAAGUCACUAGAUAUCAAAAAGGCCAAGGUCCACUUGGAAAGGAUGAGAGAGGCCAAUGCGAGGUGCUACCAGCCCGAGCCCUUUGCCUGUGGCAUUGAGCACUGCUCUGUACAUAAUGUGAAUGAUGGUGGGGAGGGAGGGUUCCCUGGUCGACCGUUAUCAGUUGUCGAGAUGGUUGCUUUCCUGGAGCAAAGAGCAAGUGUUUUGCUGGCCAGUUGCACCAGAAACUGUCCCAGUGCCUCUGCUGUGCCCAGAUUUGCUGGGCAACCUAAACCUUCCCCUUCUGCUCCUGGAUUCUUUUCUGACUUCAGGGCUUGCGAGGUUCCGUCUGAAAAGCCACCCUGUGGCAGUCACAGUGUAGAGCAGCAGGCUGAGCCAGUGCGUGUCUUGGAGAUGGUUGCAAAGCUUGAAUCAGAGUGCCUGAGGCGCCAAAGCGAACGUGAAGCAGGGAGCUUGUCUAGAAAUAGUAGCUUCCGGCGGAAUGUAGGGCGAGUGCUCCUGGCAAGUGGAAUACUACCAGAGAACGAGUCUGACAAGGUAUCAUCUCUGGUCCUCCACCAAGAAGAAUGUAAUGGUGAGAAGGUGGGGUGGGGAUCGAAGCACAAUGGUUCAGUGGAAGAUAGUUUAUGGGAAGGUCCCUCUUCUGGCCAGUCUUCCUUUGAUGAUUCUCUUGAAGGCAACCAUGAUCUUAAGCAUGGGCAAGGAACCAUAUCCGUCAACUGGUAUGAUUCUCAAAACAUCACUGAGUCACAUCCCUCUAAGUAUUCAGAAGCUGUUCAGACAUCACAUUUCUUAUAUAAAACAUCUUCAUCAACCGAACACGCACCAAAAGAAUCACUAGAUGUUCCUAAUUUGAAUGCAAGUGUCAGAGUGAGUGAAUCCCUGAAUAUUAGCAUAUCUGUCAGCAAGAUAGAUCAGAAUUGCAAAAAACCCCAAUCUUCUGAUUUGAGCUUUGGUGAAGAUUCUCUUCCAGGAAGACUUUUCUUGCUUUUAUCCAAAUGUGAAAUCUCCCAAGAGUGCCUGCAGUCAGUGGAGACCCCCACGGAGGAAUGUCCAGCAGGGACCCAAGGAAAGGAAGCUUCCUCUGCUGACCAAGUUUGUAUGAGAAGCCAUGUUUCAGGUGACUGCCCUGAUGUUUCCUCAGAUAAUGCACUGCAGAUCCUUGACUCAUCUCAUCUAAAGAGGCAAAGGUCUCAUGACUUUUUGGAAACCAGGUUUAAGAUCCAGCAACUUUUGGAGCCGCAGCAAUAUCUGGUCUUCCUGCCCCACCACAUCAUGGUGAAGAUAUUUGGCUUAUUGCCCACCAAGAGUCUGGUGGCCCUCAAAUGCACUUGUGGAUAUUUCAAAUUUAUCAUUGAGUACUACAAUGUCAGGCCAGCAGAUUCACGUUGGGUUCGUGAUCCACGCUACAGAGAAGACCCUUGCAAACAGUGCAAAAAGAAGUACACCAAGGGUGACGUCUCGUUAUGUCGGUGGCACCCCAAGCCCUAUUGCCAAGCUUUACCUUAUGGGCCCGGGUACUGGAUGUGUUGUCACAGGUCCCAAAAGAAUGUCCCCGGAUGCAAGUUAGGCCUUCAUGACAAUCAUUGGGUCCCCGCCUGCCAUAACCUUAAUCGUGCGAUUCACAAGAAAUCCAGGGAAAUAGAUGAGGACUGUUAGCACAUUCUGCACAUCGUUUGGGAGCCUCAAUCAUGGGUAGGAGGAGAAUUCCAUGCCUUGUGAUGUUUACACUGUGUAUAUUUUGUGGGUGGUUUUUUUUCCCCUCUUCCACAGGGCUACAAAACUGCACAUACUUUCAAUCACAAAGGCCUUUUUACCUUUUAGAGAAAAGAUUGUGUUUAGCCCACCCGUGUACAUAGGUGCUCUAGAAUAGCUUCAUCUUGGGUGUCUGACAGCCAGUUGACCAACAUCAAAGUGCUGCAAUGCAGCACCUCAAGUGUUUGCGGCUACUGUCUUGUGUUUUAAAAGUGUCUCAUUUUCAAAUCUGUAUAUCGUGUAUAAAAUAUACAUUUAUAUAUAUAAGUAUAUAUAAAUAUAUAUUAACAUUGUUUCUGAAAAGAAACUCUAAAUAUGUAAAAAAGAAUCAAUCUCUGAAAAGGAUGGUUUAACUGGACAACCUUAAAACUAGACUAGAACACAUAUGCAGUAGGUUAUAUUUGAGGGUGGUAGCAGGAAAAAGAAGACUUUUGUUGUCACAGAACUGGAGAGCUUUGGUCUAUUGCAUCCACUUUACCUUGGGUUUUUUUUUUUACUUAAUAAAAUGUGCAUUCUAAACCUGUCCUUUAUCAUUUUUUUCUUCCCAGUACUUAAAAACCUAGUACUUAAAAGAAAUUAUUUGGGAAAUAAAUGUGUAUUUUGUGGCACAUUAUUAUUUUUUCUUUUUUAGAUGCAGCAGGUUAUAAUAUCAAAAAUAUGAAAAUGAAUAUUACAGAUGUUAACCAUUUCUGACGAAUUUUGCAAAUCCCAGAAAAUUUUAUCAGCAGUCACAAAUUAAAUCUACAGUAUCGUUUUUCAAACAUUCAGUUUUCUUGACAUUGCCAGCUUGCAUAAACAUUACCUUAAUCAAAUAACAUAUCAUUAUCUAUUCUUAUGUGAGUUUACCUGCAUAUUACAUAAUUUGUAUGGUGCCAGCUUCAAAAUAAACCUAGACUCUUUUGCCAGAUAUGACUGGUUAAUAGGAGAGUCCGUGAUUUAAUCAGUAACAAUGGCAGAGGACUCAAUUUUACACUAAAAGCAGCUGUUUGUAUCAGGAAGCAACUUUCCCCAUGAAUCAUAUUUUGACUACUGAAAAGCAAGAUUUAUGUGCUUGAUUCCCUUUAUAAUCAAGAUCUUGUAAUUGUCAUUGGAAUCUCCUUGGUUAGUUCUUCCUUAAUAAAUUGUUAAUCUUAUGGAAAAUUCAUGAACAAAAUAGCUAAUUUUAAAAAAUCCUAAGAAUGAAAGCAAAUAAAGGAUAGCAAGGAAUGGAUUUAUCCUUAGCUUGAAGAAUUUCCUCCUUUCUCUCUGGAUUCUGAAUCGCUCACUAUGUAGUCCUAUGUCCUGAGCAGUGGUUUAAUUGCUUAAUUGAAUUGGGUAAUUAUCCAGUUAGCCUAAAAUGGAGAUACUACAAACAUUUUAGAGCAGUGUUUUUUGAACUUGGCACCUUUAAGAAGUAAAAAAAAAACACAAGAUGAGAAACCCGAUAAUGUUUUUCGGAAAGAUUGGUUAAUUUCAUGAAUUGUUACAUGCUCUGCAAAUUACUUUC
Thamnophis elegans (Western terrestrial garter snake) is the source of this 4502-nucleotide messenger RNA. It is a transcript of the gene FBXO34, whose product is annotated as F-box protein 34. The transcript is spliced from 4 exons. Gene Ontology annotation, molecular function: protein binding. The coding region runs from base 728 to 2920 and encodes 730 amino acids. The record is from RefSeq and is a predicted model, not a curated record. Lineage: Eukaryota; Metazoa; Chordata; Lepidosauria; Squamata; Natricidae.